Molecule: messenger RNA, 753 nt
Organism: Mesorhabditis belari
Lineage: Eukaryota; Metazoa; Nematoda; Chromadorea; Rhabditida; Rhabditidae
Source: the annotation of a GenBank genome assembly
AUGAAAAUCGUACUACUUUAUGCUUUCUUCUUCAAAAGCAUGCUCACAGAAAAUUCACAAAAUUCACAAAAUCCACAGCCAUUUCCUUUUGGCGAAGAUGAGGAUGACCGAAUCUUCGCUCAUAAACUAAAAUCUGUUGCUCAAACUCGAUCUCGAGUUGAUCGGCCAUUUCCAGAGCAACUUUCAUCGAAACGAUCAUCCCAGGACAGAGUUACUCCCACAGAAGAUCUCUGGGCAAACCCAAAGUUUGACUCGGAAAACCAUUGGGGCUUUGAUACGUCAAGGUUGAGCGCUGAAGAACGUCAAUUCAUCGAAGCUUAUAAAAAUCGACAAAUCUCCUCGGAAACUGCGUUGUUAAUCAAGACAACGACCCUUGCUCCACUCCAACCGGAUCCGUACAGGCGAGGCUUAUUAAAAGAAGUUGGUGACGUGAAUGUCGGUUUCGGAGUAGGGGUUGGCCCGUAUGCAUCAGUUAAUACAGGAGUCGGAGUUCAGCUUGGAGGCUCUGGUCCGGCGGGUGCUUUGAACGAAGCACUUGGCUAUGACAUUUUUCCGCGACAAGGUGAGCAAUGGGUUCUUGACGAUUAUACCGGUAACAAAGAUAACAUUGUACCGGAUAGAUGGCGUCAAUAUUGGAUAGCUGUUAGCGAAGGCAGAAUACAGCCUCCACCCCGCUAUGCACCACCAAAAGAAGUGGCUGGUGUAAAGGGAAACGUUGGUAUCGGUCUUCCCAAUUAUCAUUACGCAUUUCAC